GAUUCUUGAUCGAUUGCCAUCUCCUUUGGGCUUCUUGCUACUGACUGCUACACAAACUCAGCUCGGUUUCUCAUCUCCGGGCUGCUCGUGACGCAUCUGAGCCCGGUGGCCAUGACGCACCUGCUGCAGCACAUGCCCCGGAGCCUCGCCACCAGCAACGCCUCGCAGUUUGUCUACGCCGUCUUGUGGCGCCUCCUGCCCACGAACUACCCUCCCCCAAGUGUGACUGGUCGCCCUCUCUUUCGUUCUUACUUCCAUUAGUUUAUUCUCUCCAUCAUGCACCCGUAAUAAGUUUAAACCACAGCCAUACAUGUGCUAAUGCUACAAUUUCUUUGUUGAUUAACCUGGGAUCUCCUCGGUGUGUCCUAUGAUAGAAGCAAAGGAAACAUGAGGAACUGGAUACUGGCAUGGGAGGAUAGGUUCUGCAACUUCGUGGCCACCUCUGCUGCGUGCGGCCAAGAGGGAGCAGCUGCAUACGCGGAGCACGAGGCUGCUGCGGCACAGGAGCUGAAGCAGAGCCUGCAUCCCGAGCUCUUCUCCAAGAUGUCCCAUGACAUGUACAACUACGGCGAGGUACCAGCAGUUCGCGUUGCUGCCAGCAUGAUCAAUGAAGCAAAAUGUUAUUCCUACAUCGAUGCUACAACAAAUGUACAAAGUCAGAUAAGACACAUGCUUUGUAUUCAGAAAUUACGAAAAGAAUCCAUGGAGAUGUGGAGGUCGGAGAAACCUGAAAUUAUGGAAGAGGAAGAAAGCUGGAGUGGGUUUUGUUCCAUCAAGAGUGGGGUUAGCUGGUUCGGUGGGGGAAAGCAGGGAGAGUCAGAUCACCUAAUACCAACGUAUAGCCUGGAAGAAUCAUUUCCCGGCUGGUCAACAUUUUCUAAGAAGCAGCAGAACCACGUUCAUCGAUAG
Lolium rigidum is the source of this 909-nucleotide messenger RNA. RefSeq lists its product as uncharacterized. Bases 388 to 909 code for a protein of 173 amino acids. Lineage: Eukaryota; Viridiplantae; Streptophyta; Magnoliopsida; Poales; Poaceae. The transcript is spliced from 5 exons. The record is from RefSeq and is a predicted model, not a curated record.